This is a messenger RNA of Calliphora vicina (urban bluebottle blowfly), 637 nucleotides long. RefSeq names its product peptidyl-prolyl cis-trans isomerase-like 3. Gene Ontology annotation, biological process: protein peptidyl-prolyl isomerization. The coding region runs from base 19 to 504 and encodes 161 amino acids. Gene Ontology annotation, molecular function: peptidyl-prolyl cis-trans isomerase activity. The transcript is spliced from 3 exons. Lineage: Eukaryota; Metazoa; Arthropoda; Insecta; Diptera; Calliphoridae. Gene Ontology annotation, cellular component: catalytic step 2 spliceosome. The record is from RefSeq and is a predicted model, not a curated record.
UGUAAAAUAUUUAAUAAAAUGUCGGUAACUUUACACACGGAUGUUGGUGAUAUUAAACUUGAGCUUUUCUGCGAAGAUUGUCCAAAGGCUUGUGAAAAUUUUUUAGCUCUUUGUGCUAGUGAUUAUUAUAAUGGUUGUGCAUUCAUUCGCAACAUUAAGGGCUUCAUUGUACAGACUGGUGAUCCAACAAACACGGGGAAAAACGGUCACUCCAUAUGGGGUAAUAAAUUCGAAGAUGAAUUUAAGGACAAUCUAAAACACUCUGAUCGCGGCAUGAUAUCCAUGGCAAAUAACGGUCCCAAUGCCAAUGCUAGCCAAUUCUUUAUCACGUAUGCAGCCCAGCCGAAUCUAGAUUUAAAAUAUACUCUAUUUGGACGUGUUAUAGACGGCUUUGAUGCUCUAGACGAAUUAGAAAAAUUGCCCGUUAACCCGAAAACUUAUCGACCUCAUGUGGAAAAGAAAAUUAAUGGUAUAACAAUACAUGCAAAUCCAAUAGCUGGAUAAGUAAAGCAUGGUAAAAAGCGGAAAAUCCUAAAAAAUACAUUUACUUGAAACUUUAUGCAUAUUGGGAAUAUGCAUAUGUUAGUUGUUGUUAUUAAGAAAUAUAAAAAAUACAUAUUUUUGCUAAAAAUUAAAA